AUGCGCGCCUCAGCUCUCCUCGGCUUCUCCGCGCUGGCGCUGGCAAACGCGGCCGCCAUCAGGCCCGCAGCGCCCAAACCCCAUGCCGUCCCCGCCACCUGGGACGGCAAGUGCUGGUACCCGACGGCCGACAGCGGGUUUCAGUUGGAGUCGUACCUCCUCGGGCGCUGGUAUCAAGUAGCCGGCACCCUGGUUCCCUUCACGGCCGGCUGCAGAUGCAUCAGCGCGCAGUACACGCUCAACGCCAAUGGCACCGUUCGAGUCGACAACUCUUGUGAGAACAGGGGCAAGUUCGAAAGCAUCCUCGGCACGGCGGCUCCCGCAGAUGCCACGUACGGGGCCGACGGGGUCUUCCGGGUCCAGUUUCCCGGUCGGCCUGCUUCGAAAUGCCCGGGGCCGAAUUACAUUGUUCAAGAUUAUACCGGAGACAUUGCCAUCGUGCAGUCCAGCAACUUUAGUACCCUCUUUAUCCUUAGCAGGAAGCAGCACCUGGAGGACAAGGUUAUUGAUGCUUGGAUCCAGCGCGCUGGACUGCUGGGCUCGGAUUUGACCAAGGUGAAGAAGACGGACCAGUCAAACUGUUCACCCAAGUAG
Molecule: messenger RNA, 594 nt
Organism: Hirsutella rhossiliensis
Lineage: Eukaryota; Fungi; Ascomycota; Sordariomycetes; Hypocreales; Ophiocordycipitaceae
Product: lipocalin-like domain-containing protein
Exons: 4
Coding region: 1-594 (197 amino acids)
Source: RefSeq, a predicted model, not a curated record